AUAUGGAAAACUCCCAUGUUUGCCCGCCAUCGCCGCGAAGCGACGGUUCGGAUGAAAAGAAAGCAGAGAUGGGCGAGCGCCAAAGGUGUGUCCAGAUUCAAGAGGUGGAGAAGGUCGGGAUCGCGACACAGCAUCCAGGGGAAGGCAGCGUGGACGAUGGAGCCGACAGCGUCGGAGAGGGACUAGUGCUUCGACGCUUGAGAUCAGCCGAUUUCCACAAGGGGUAUCUGGAUUUACUUGCGCAGCUGACGGUGGUUGGCGAUGUCACAGAAAAGGACUUCGAAAGAAGGGUUGGCGAGAUUGAAGCUCUUGCUCCCUAUCACCAUGUGUUUGUGAUUGAGGAGGUUGCAUCUGGAAGAGUUGUCGCAACGGCAACAAUGUUUAUCGAGCUGAAAGUGGUCAGGAAUUGUGGCAAGGGGCCAUUUGCUAAUUUGCCCUGCUCUGUAUCGCUGAUACAAGCUUUAGAGAAAGUUGCAUUAAAAAAUGGCUGCUACAAGAUGAUUCUCGAUUGCCAUGAGCGGAACAUUGGAUUUUAUGCCAAGUGCGGCUUUGCGCAGAAGGAGCUGCAGAUGGCGAAAUAUUUCUGAAAAUUUGUGGAAAUUUGGAGAAAUCAUAAAUGUACAUUUUGUCAUUUUGUCAUUUUCGUAAUUUAUUAUUUUUUUUUCAAAAGUUUGCGACUAUUCAAAAGGUGUGGGUUUAUGGAGAAGGUGGUCGAGAUGGCGAAAUGUCUCUGGAAAUGUUUUUUUUUUUUUUUUUUUUUUUUUUUUACUUUUUCCCCAACCACUUUUAGGUAACCUAGUAAAUGAAUUUAAAUCUC
Messenger RNA from Chara braunii, 817 nucleotides. The record is from the annotation of a GenBank genome assembly. NCBI's taxonomy places the organism in Eukaryota, Viridiplantae, Streptophyta, Charophyceae, Charales, Characeae.